CAGGAAGGAAAGAAAAUAGCACAAGAAAGAAAGAAUAUAAUACAGGAAAGAAAGAAUAUAGCAUAGUUUAUAAAUGAACAGAAUUCUCGAAUUUUGCUUGGUGAGAAUUCUGCCACUGCUGUGACGAAGAUGAAAGGAACAAAUUUUCCAUAUCAUGAUAUAUCAGUAAUGAAUACAAGCAGAAAAUGUUCCAACAAUUUUGCAUAUAUCUAUGAUAUAAUACUCUGAUGUUUUAGAUUCUUCCUUUCAUUUCACUUUAAAGAAAUCAUACGCAAAUUGAUUACUUUGAUUUAAUAAAAUCAUGUCAGCAGAUGGUGCCUCUUCGCUUUUGAUCCCAUCUUCAUCAAAGACUCCUUCGUCGAUGAAAGCUUCAGGAAACGGUAAGAUCAAAUAAAAAUCGCAUACUUAACUGCUUCCUAGAUCAGUCGCGGACACAAAACUCGAUUGUUGCGUUAAAUGCUGAUUAAAGCAGAGAAAUAUCGCUCAGAUCAAAUAUGUAUUUCAUUUCAUUUAGGUUUAUAUAAGACGACUGGAGACAUACAUAUAUGCACACACGUGGAAGUACAUCGCGGUGUUAUACUAUUAUCAUUCGAAUAUAGCAAAUACAUCUAAGAAAAAAGUCAUUUGUACGCUUUACGAAAAGUUUUGUUAGUAUAUCUAGGAUCACUUUGAUUUUCUAGGCUCUUUCUUUCCUAGUUAAGCCAUCGCACAAGAACUUCACAAGCAUUCUAAUUCCCUACUAUAUCACAUUUUCUAUAUCGUAAAAACCUAUCUACAAGCAAAAAAUUUAGCUACAGCUUACUUGCAAAUUGCAACUCGCCGCAAUAAAGUAUCAGUCAAAAAUUCGAAGUAUCUGACACUUCUAGAAAAUGAGACCAUUUUAUCAGUUCAGACGAACUUACCAUUCUUUAAACAAUAUCCGAGGUACCAAUACUAGCAUUUUAUUGUUACAACAGCUUCUACACCGAAGUCUAUAUAUUCACAUCAGUGAUCAGGAUAUAUGUAUUUUGCUCGAUCUGUGAUGAAUAUAAUUUUUGGAACCAGUUUUUUCAUCGUUUCUCGUUUUCGUAGUACGACAUAACCAUGCUCGUGAAGGUAGAAAGAAUACAUUUGUCUAGAUGAAAAUCAAAACAACUUCCUGAAGUAAUUUUUCGUAUAUGAGUCAGUAUUUUUCGUCUGUGAUGGGGAUCAGCUCUAUAGUCUGAUAUGAUUUCAUGAAUGCUGCUUCGUAUUUAAGUCAAAGAAUAUAUUAUUUUCACUCAGCAGCCUAGCGAGUUGUGUGUUUAUCGCUCGUGUUAGAAGAAUAUGAUUACUUUUUAGGUGAACGUUAUUGCUUCGCUUGAAAUAGAGUUAUAAUUAAAUUCCCUGAUUGGUUAGUUGUCUAACCCUCUGCUUUCAAGUUUUACUCGAUAUUGCUCUCUCCUGCUAACAAGUACUUGUUAAUUUAGCUCAACUGUCCUCGACUGAGGCAAUAAGUGAAGUACCAUCAACAGGAACUGUAUUGUCUAAAGUGGUGUCGCGUGACUCAUUUAAUGCAACUCAAAAAUAUGAAUUCUAUUUUGACGAUUCUUCAUCCGAAGAAGAUGAAGAAUUACUCAAGUCUACUAAACUAUUGAAGAUUGAUGAGAGCUCAAAAGCACUGACGAAAAUUAACAUCACAUAUAAGUUAUCAUUUAUCGCCCAUGAAGUAGCUGAACACGUAUGGAGAUCGAAGGAAGUCAAUGAUAGAUACUACAAAGAAAAGAGGAAGCAAUUGCCUCAGAAUAAAAAUAAAAUAAUCAAUGAUGAUCGUUUCAGAACUUGGAUAGAUGAUUGUGCGAAAGAGAGUUACCGGGAAUGGACCGGUGCAGACUGCAUAGACGAAAACGUUUUCACGAAGAAAACAACAAAAAAUCAAUUGGAACAAAUAAAGAAACAUGUUUUGGAAAAUAAAAGGAAAUUUAUCGAGUAUUUUUAUCAUGGUUUGGCACCAACGGUGAAUGCGUUUGUUGAAUCAAUGAGGACUUUUGUGGAAAGCUUUUAUCAAUCUGCUCAAUGUAUACGUUCAUUGAAAAUAAUAGGCAAGGACGGCAUACGUGAAUUUUUAAUAAACGAGUUGCAACAUCUUGACUGUUAUAAAAAAAAACAUAAAAUUGGUGACACUGUCGAAAUGAACUCAAAAUCAAGACUCUUACAUAGCCAAGCGGCAAAACGGGAAUAUAAUAACAUUGAAAAGAAAUCACCUAGUGGCUUAAAAAAGACGCUAUUCGAUUUGUUAUUAAAUAAUACCAAGAAUAUCAGCAUUGAAACUUUUAUUGCACAGCAUAGGGAAACAUUACAGGCAUCGUAUGUCACACAGGAAUAUGCUGAUAUUUUCAUGAUAAAUUUUUCACAAAAAGUGAAGAAUGAACUGAUGAAAGAGUCGAACUCGUUGAGUCGUGCUCUACUCAGUGAUCAGUUUUUACUGGUACCUAAUACUAAGGACUAUACCGCUAUCAAUUUUAUUGCACGAUUAAGAUUGAUUAACCGUUCAGCAAUCAGACGACUGAAGAAUGGUGCAAGUGUUUUACAACAAAUUACUGGAUAUGACAAAUACUCGAUAAUUCAUAUAUAUGUAUUUCCUUGUGUUGAAACCCAAUUUAUUGAGCAUCAACAAUUCAUCAUAAAGUCAAAAACAAGAGUCGACAAGAUAUUAGCGUUGGGGUCUUACAACGAUAUUUUUACAUCCAUCGGCAGACUGGAGGAACAUUUGAAAGUAAAUGAUGCCGAAAUUGCUACAUGGGUUUGGAACACAUUCAAGGGAGAUCAUUUUAACCUAACAACUAAUACUGAAGCUAAUUUAACGAGCGAUGAAAAUUUUGACAUUAAAGUGUUUAUUGGGAGUUUAGCAGCAUUGUUAUUUGGCACAGAGGUAUCUCGAAAUAUUGUGUGUAUUAUCAUUCAUCCGAUGAUGCUUGAGUUGAUUAUGAAAGAAGAGCUGACAUGGGAAGAAUUAUUAAUAGAUGACACACUUAUGCCAAUGGCUUCGGAUGGCGCCACAGCAGCAUCAAGAAGUCUCCGAGUUACAUAUAAGCAUUACUUAAGCCUCAGUUAUCGAAGUUACAGUUAUGAUUAUGCAAAAAACCAAAUUUUAUCAAGCGAUGAUGCUUCAGUGGUUGAGUUUGUUAAAAAAGAGCACUAUAUUAUCGAUAUGUGGAUAAGAAUGAAAUCUACAAAAAAAUAUCCAGAAAAUAUACCAACUGAGGAUGUUAUUUCAAUGAUUUGUCAAGCUGUCAAAGGAUGGUAUGGAAUCGAUAUCGUAAAUGACUUUUCUUGA
Messenger RNA from Rotaria socialis, 3295 nucleotides. Lineage: Eukaryota; Metazoa; Rotifera; Eurotatoria; Philodinida; Philodinidae. The record is from the annotation of a GenBank genome assembly.